Messenger RNA from Cooperia oncophora, 909 nucleotides. The record is from the annotation of a GenBank genome assembly. NCBI's taxonomy places the organism in Eukaryota, Metazoa, Nematoda, Chromadorea, Rhabditida, Trichostrongylidae.
AUGCGUCUGCUGUUGGCUUCUCUAGCCCUAGUGGGCUGCACCUUGGCAGGUGUGCACCAAGUUCGUCUCGUCAAGAUCGAACCAAGAAGGGCGAAAAUGAUCCGCGAAGGAACCUGGGCUGAACAUGUCAAAAUGAAGAAUGCUGCUCGCUCUGUGAUACAAAUGUCGGCCGCAAAAUCAAAAAGCAUAUACCAUCAGAGGGUUAGCGACUUCGAUGACCAGGAAUACCUCGGAAAUAUCACCAUCGGAACACCUGAACAAGAAUUCAGGUAUGGUACCGGUUCGGCGUCAGGAUUCUUUGGCAUGGACACAGUUCGAUUUGGUUCACCUGGCACUAACCCACUGGUCGUUCGGAAAACCGUAUUCGGACAGGCGACUCAUCUAGCGCCCUUCUUUGCCGGACAACCAAUUGAUGGUAUCCUUGGCUUGGCGUUCCCGAGUAUUGCUGAGGGUGGGGUUACACCUCCACUCAUCAACGCUAUACAACAGGGGUUGCUCGAUCAACCUGUCUUCACAGUUUUCAUGAAACACGUUGGAGAGCAGGAAAACGUUGACGGCGGUGUUUAUACGUAUGGUGGAAUUGACACCCAAAAUUGUGGACAAAUCAUCGCCUACCAGCCUCUUUCAUCCGCCACCUACUGGCAAUUUGUGAUGGAUGGAGUGAAGUCUGGUUAUUUCCUCAGGCAAAAGCGCUAUCAAGUAAUCUCCGACACCGGUACCUCAUUGAUUGGAGGUCCAUCCUCUGUUGUUUCUCAGAUUGCCAGAGCUGUCGGAGCCAUGGUGAGAUUCUACGACAUUCAUACCGGCUUCUCUCUCCAGCUUCCAUAUUCAAUCAAUUUUACGCUUUUCACAGUACGACCAAUCGCAUGGCGUGUACUUCAUCAACUGCUACGCCCAACCAUCACUUAA